This is a messenger RNA of Acipenser ruthenus (sterlet), 6943 nucleotides long. Its product is annotated as centrosomal protein of 295 kDa. Gene Ontology annotation, cellular component: cytosol; centrosome; centriole. NCBI's taxonomy places the organism in Eukaryota, Metazoa, Chordata, Actinopteri, Acipenseriformes, Acipenseridae. The coding region runs from base 149 to 6733 and encodes 2194 amino acids. Gene Ontology annotation, biological process: regulation of centriole replication. The transcript is spliced from 37 exons. The record is from RefSeq and is a predicted model, not a curated record.
UAUGUUUGGACAGUUGUAAUUCACAUUGUGCGUUUGGGAAAUUCUGUAUGUCUGCAUAUUGUUGGGCUGAAAGGCAUGAGCUGCACAUUGAUGUUAGUGUUUGGUUGGAUUUGACGAAGCUGAAAAAAAAAAAAGUCUUGCAACAAAGAUGAAGAGGAAAGUGGCGAAAAAAGUAGGUAAAUUACGCCUGAGUCCCAACGAAGAAGCACAGAUUUUAAAAGAAGAACUUGAAAGACGAAGGAAACUGAGGUUACAACAGGUUCGAGAGCAGGAACGGUACAUUGCGCUGCAGGUCAGGAAAGAGGUCAAGCAGCGUCGUGAUCGAGAGCUCCAGAAUCUAGCAGAGGAGCUGAGAGUGGAAUGGCAGAGAGAACAGGCUGAGAAAGCCAGGGCACUGGAAACCCAUUAUCUGAACAGCCUGGAAGCUGUGGGAGAGGGUCACAGGGGAGCCAAAGAAAAUGAACCAGACUGGGCAGCCAUUGCAUGGAAAGUGGCAGCCAGCAAUCAAAAAGCAGAGGAAAGACACAAAGAAGCACUAAAAGAGUUAAAAACACAAAGGCAAAAACAGCUGGAAGAACAAACUCGACACAUUAAAGCUUGGAAGCAAGCAUUACUUCUGGAAAAAGAGAGAGCUUCAAGAGUUGCAAGUCUACCAACUCCACAAGACCCCUUGGAAAAUAUUGAAGUAAAGAAGCAUCCUGCAGUAAAAAUGUACGAUGUCAACAGUUUCUCUGUCACACACUACCAUCUGCCAGAGCCUUGUGUUAACAGGGAGGUUGACACAGAGCAGUUGGAUGCUCGUGUAGCAGCAGAAGAGGAGAGUAAACGCUUAGAUGAGUUGCAGAAGGAAGAAGAGCAAGAGAGGCGAGAGCAGCUGGAGAAGGCCAGGCUAAGGGGUGGUCAUGCCCUCCGAAUGGUCCAUUUGGCUCAGGACAAGGAGAGGUUGAUGAAGGAGCUGGAGCAGAUGCAACAUGCAGACCUGAACCGGAGGAGACAGGUUGUGGCACAGAUGCCUCUACAACUGUUUGAACCACCGUACAGACGUCUGGAAAUCAAAGAGGACUGGCAGCGAGACCUGGAGUUUGCCUUUGAAGACAUGUACGCUGGGGACAAAAAGGUGAAAGGAGACCUGGUUCUGCGGUUGGAGCCCGAGCCUUUGCCAGCUCCUUCUACAGGAUCACAGGAUGAGGACUUGGAUCUGACACUGGAACCUGAGGCAGCAGUCAGUACUGAAGAGGGCAGUCAGGAAAGUGAACCUGUCAGCCUCCCGGACAGAACAGAAGGUCCAGACCAAGAUCUGACUCGCCAAGCUGCUUCUAAGCAAGCAUUGAAGAAACUGUUUAGCAAGAUCAGGACCCAGAGAGACCAGUGGACAUCCAGAAGUGAAUCAGAGACGGCAAGUGAGGCCAUGACAAUUGAUUCUGGCUCACUAGCUAGUCAAGUGGUACAACAUCCAACUUCCAGCGUUCUGAGGAAUGAUGAUCAGCUGCAGCAUCAGGCUCUUAUUCACCAUCCUGAGGUGCCUGAAACAAUGAUGGAGGAACCUAUUGUUGCUGGCAGUACAACCCUGCUGCAUCCUAAAGAACAAGCAAUUCAAAUCCAAUCAGCUGCACAGAGAAAAAAACAGGAGGAAGAGUUAGAAUUGAAGAAGCAACAACAAAUUGCUCUUCUUCAGCAGCUAGAGGCACAGAAACGAAGCCUGGAGAUUCAUUUACAGAAGGCUCAACUGGAGAGGGAGCAGAUACAGGCUCAGAUGCAGGAUAAUCGGAAGACAAAUGUUAAUUCCCAAGCUCCUUAUGAAGAGGAACACGCCCCUUCUGUUGUAGUUCCUGAACAAAUGCAGGCCUUCCCACCAUCUUUAGAGGAUGACCAUUUACAGAAGAUUCAUCAUUAUCAACAGCGUCUCUUGGAACAAAAUCAGCUGCAUAAACAGUCAGUCGAAGAAGCCCGAAGGCGACUUGAGGAGUACCAGAUAAUGUUGAAGAAAAGGUAUCCAUCUUUGUCUACAGUACCCUUAGAUCUCAAUGCUGCUUAUACUAAACCAGAAGUAGAACUGGCCUCAGAAAGAAAGCAGCCAAAUUGGCCGGAUUUUAUUGCCGGGACAAAAAGACUAGAUUGUUUGCCUCCUGGCCCUCUCAAUUUACAGAAACCAGAAUGGCAGGAGCAGCGAGAGGCGCUCCACAGCAGGCUCACAGCACUUGGAGAAAAACGUUCUGAAUAUUCCUUAAAAGGUGGAGAAUUAAGAGGCAUUCGCUUAUCUCAAACAGAAAAUCAUUUACAGCCAGAAAUGCUAACUGUACAUCCAAUUCCCACACCUCAUUUUAACAAUAGUGCCUUGGGGUCAGAUUCACAACAAAUGCAGACCCAGCUGUCUCGCUUAAACACUGAAAGAGCCUUGAAGGAUGUUGGUACGGAGCAACACACAGAGAGACAUUUAGAACCAGCCACGAUUCCAAUAUCCCAAGUAGAACCAGUGCACAUGGCCAUACAAGGAACAUCUGACAGUGGGAUGACCGAGGUAGACAUCAGACGCUUUAUUGAGGUUUCAAAGAACGAUGUGGUGCCUCUAGAAGGUCAGUCGCCUAAAUUACUGAUGGGUACGUUUGAACCUCGGUGCCAGAGAAACUUGAUAGUAUAUCCUGAGGACAGUUCCUUCCCCAAGCCUUCGGAAACUCCCUGUGAUCAAGAGAGUCGGCUGGCGUCCUCAGUGGAGAUCCAGGCUCGGCAAGGGCAGCUCCGGGAGUUACAGGAGCAGCUCGAUAGGCAGCGAGAGGCGCUGCAAAGCAGGCAGAGAGUUCAGGAGGAAUCGCUGACCCACAAACAGGACCAGCUGAAGGAGCACAUGAAGAGACAACAAGAGGCCCUGGAAAUGUUUCUCACCGACAAGCAGUUUGAGCAGACGGCAGUAAUGCCAGAGACCAGUAAAGCAGAACAGUUCAAUCUGAUGACUUCCCUACUGCAAGCAUUAGAGAAAUCUGAUUGCACACUUGAUGAGUCACACAGUACUGAGCACCAGUCUAAUAUGCCUUCACAAGAAAAUGAAAAUAAAAUGCCUUCAUGCUACCAUCAGACAUUUAUGCAAAGUGGAACCACGGCUCAGAAUGUCCGUCAUGGCCAAGACCACCAACUCUCAAGACCACUGAAACCACCAGUUGCAAAACCCAGGCUAGGACUUCUAGGGGUCAUUGAACAACAUGAGCUCAGUGCAAUACAGGAGGUUGAAACGCCUAUAAGUGACAGCCUUCUAGGCGGAGAUGAUGAUGAUUUCAGUGUUGCUAUGGAUGGAGGUAUGAAAGAGGAGAAUGGAGUCUCAAAGCUUUCUCUCGGCAACAAAGAAGGAAGCUGUAGCGAGAGCAGUAAAAGUACUGGGCGCUUAAGCAGACUGUCGUGGAGGGAGAUGUUGAUGAUGGAAACCCGCACGUUCUCAGAACAAGCUCCUUCUAGUGACCCCACACAUUCAGUGGCUGUGGAUCUGCCGUUUUACUCCGCUGAUAUUGGACGAGGUGUAUUAAGCUACCCUGGACCAGUCAUUUUAAGGUUUAAAUCAAGUAAUAAGGUGAUGCAUCCUCAGUCUGAUCUGGAUCCUCUUUUCAUACCGUUCCAUAAAACAUCUGAGCAAGAUUGCAUGUCAUCUACUACAAUUUCUACUGGAAGUCUUUCCACCAAUGAACAGGAUGUCGGCUCCACUGAUGUCUCUCUUCAAUCUUCACAACGUAUGCAAGGCAGGUACUUGGCGGGUAAAGCAGGAAGCCACAGCAGCACUUCAGUAUUCAUGACUCCCUCUCCUGAAUGUCCCGGUGUCAUAGAAACCUCUGUUCCUGUGUCGCAUGGAGCAGAAUCAAGCCUCAAUGGGAGUAGAAUUCAGCGCAUUAUUGACAAAUACACCAAAGAACUGAAUCAAUCCCUCGAUGAUGGGAAUGGAUCCCCAGCUGGAAUGGAUAUUUCUGACUCUGACUGUCAUCUUCCACUGCGGUUUGAAAAACCUGACUCCAGUCUGCAGUUUCAGGCUCUGGAACCAAGACCAGAUUAUAGUAUUUCAAUGUCCUCUUCAUCUCAACAAUCUAGGAUGUUUGAGAAUCAUUCUGAGGAUUCAAAUACCUCUACACAAAGGAAUGUGACUGGCUUCAAUGCAGAACAGUUGCACAUUAACAGCCCCACUGGGCCAGAAGCAGAGGCCCCUGAUGUAAGCAAUGAAAUAACAGUGGGGCGUAUUCAAGGAAAUAUUACUUUUGCACCCCCAGCUGGACUGGAUAUUUCUGACUUCGAAGACUCACAUUUUCAUCUCCCAUCUGAUGUCAGACGAAAUUUCCAGCCGUUGGAACCAAGACCUGAUUUUGAUAUUUCAACCUUCUCUUCAUCCAUGCGAUCGCAAAGGCACUCUGUGGUUUCAAAUACCACUGCUCAAAAGAGUUUAAUUGGCUCCAAUACAAAGCAGGCAACCACAGAGUUGACAACAGAGACCCCAAAUGUAAGCAAUGAAUUGACAUUGGGCAGUAUUCAGGAUUACAAUAUGCUUGGAUCCCCAGCUGGAAUGGAUAUUUCUGACUCUGACUGUCAUCUUCCACUGCGGUUUGAAAAACCUGACUCCAGUCUGCAGUUUCAGGCUCUGGAACCAAGCCCAGAUUAUAGUAUUUCAAUGUCCUCUUCAUCUCAACAAUCUACGAUGUUUGAGAAUCUUUCUGAGGAUUCAAAUACCUCUACACAAAGGAAUGUGACUGGCUUCAAAGCAGAACAGUUGCACAUUAACAGUCCCACUGGGCCAGAAGCAGAGGCCCCUGAUGUAAGCAAUGAAAUAACAGUGGGGCGUAUUCAAGGAAAUAUUACUUUUGCACCCCCAGCUGGACUGGAUAUUUCAGACUUUGAAGACUCACAUUUUCAUCUCCCAUCUGAUGUCAGACGAAAUUUCCAGCCGUUGGAACCAAGACCUGAUUUUGAUAUUUCAACCUUCUCUUCAUCCAUGCGAUCGCAAAGGCACUCUGUGGUGUCAAAUACCACUGCUCAAAGGAGUUUAAUUGGCUCUAAUGCAAAGCUGGCAACCGCAAGCAAGAUCCCAAAUGUAAACAAUGAAGUGACAUUGGGCAGUAUUCAGGAUAACAAUAUGUUUGGUGAACUGCAUAUUUCUGAUUUGCAUUGCUCCAAUCUUAAUUCCACUCCUGACUCGAGAGAGCUUUUCCAGGCUUUGGAACCAAGACCAGAUUUUGAUAUUGCAACCUUCUCUUCAUCCCAGCAGUCACAAAGGCACACUGGGAUGCACAGCUGCGAGGAUCACUCAGAGGAUUCAGAUAUCCCUAUACAAAGACGUUUAAUCUGGUCAAAUGCAGAGCAGUUGCCAUCAGGGCCAGUAACUCCAAUCCCAGAAGUAAGCUGUGAAUUAACAGUGGGGAGUAUUCGAGAUGACUCUACUUUUGUGGACCAAGCUUCAGACUCCUCCAGUCUGCAGCCAGACGCCCCUCUAAGUGAGAACAGCCAGAAUGUGGAGUGCCCUGCUCCUGCAAGACUAACCGCAGAAAGAUUACCAGAACAGGUUCGGCUUGGAAACAUGAUGUCUUCAGCCAGCAAUCAAUACCUUCAGCAAGGUAUGGUCCAGGAUGAAGAAUUUGGUGUGCUGGCAGCAGUAUCUCAGGAUGAUACAGAGUUCUCUCGGCUUUCUGAAACAUCUUUGGAGCACCUGAGACGACAAAGUCUGGAACACCCACAUGACCAACAGCAGGAGUCUUUCUACCAGUUGGCAACAACACAAAGUACAAUAAGUGAUUCAGUUCUUUGUGAACCCCAAAUUGCCGAUUCCUUGAAGUGUGGCUUUGCAGAGAAAGUCGAAGAUGAACACCACUUGCAUAAUUUAAAUGGUUUACAGAGUGACCUGUGUGACCUGCAUGCAAAUGAUUACAAAAAGCCUGUUUCUCAGCAGAGUGUUCCACAGAUAACUAGCUCAGAGAACACUGUUGGACAAGCUGCUAAUCAAGAUGAAUUAAAACUCGAAGCCUCUGUAAAGCAACAUUCCAUCACGGAAACGUCAAAAGAUUUAGGCACUUUCAAGUCGAACUUCAGCAUACCUGUGUGGGUCAAAUAUCCAGAGUCUGGGACUGGAAUCAUGGAAGAACCUGAUCUGACUCUAAUGAGCCUAAAUGAAACCACUUUGCUAGAACAGGAACUAUCCAACAGCAAUAGGGAAGAAACCACAGGGAAUAGAAGUGUGAAACCAACAUGCAUGAGUGAGAAUCUACAGUUAGAAAAUACUGAGGUAAACAAAUCUAAACCUUUGACAGAAGGAUUUCAGAGUUCACAAAGCAAAACCUCUGUGAUGCUGCUGGAGUUCAGUUCCUCACCUGGAAGCUUGCAGAAGUUUUUUCUCAAGAAAAAAAAAGGCCUCAUUCAGAAAUCAUCUAAAAGAGUAGAAAUGAUUAAAACCCGAGAGACACCACUGGCUGUAAAGACUCCUGAAAGUCUCGCAAAGGAUCAGAACUCUCAAAACAGGGCAGAAGUGCCUUCCUCUGCUCAGGUUUGUCUGUUGAAGAAAGUGGGGGAAGUGAAGGUGUGCACUCCAGAACAAAGAAACGCGAAUGAAACAGAAAUGUACCAAAGGACAGAAAGGUUGUAUAAUCAAUUGGAUGAGGUGAGACACAGAAAGGACAUUAAGAUGAGACAAGAAGCAUAUGCCAAAAACCGUGAAAAGGCAAAGGAAUUUCAAAAAAAAACUCUACAGAAACUAAGAGCUAAACAGAUGAAGUGUUGAGGAUCAGACACUGAACUGCUGUUGCUAAAUACUGAAUCUUAGUUCUAUUUUUUUUUUUAAAUAUCUAUUUUGAUCGUAAAUUAUGUUUGUGUAUAGUAAUGCAUUGUAAAUAACUAUUUUCUUAAGUAAUAUUUAUACUAAUUCUCAGUAUUGUAUGUAGACUUGCUUGAUAAAUGCCAGUGUGUACAAAAUUAAUGUGUUUAAAUCAGA